Messenger RNA from Anas platyrhynchos (mallard), 2205 nucleotides. The record is from RefSeq and is a predicted model, not a curated record. NCBI's taxonomy places the organism in Eukaryota, Metazoa, Chordata, Aves, Anseriformes, Anatidae.
AUUGGUGCGCGCGGAGAGACGCGGGGCGGGAUUGGCUGGCGGCGGGCGCGCGGGGCAUUGUGGGGCGGCGGCGAGCAGGAAGGGGCUGAUGGCGGCCAUCGGCGUGCACCUGGGGGCGUCCUCGGCCUGUGCCGCCGUGUACAAGGAUGGCCGUGCAGACGUGGUGGCCAACGACGCGGGGGACCGGGUGACUCCUGCCGUGGUGGCGUUCACGGAGAGCGAGGAGGUGGUCGGCUUGGCGGCGAAGCAGAGCAGGAUAAGGAACGUGUCCAGCACCGUAGUGAAAGUGAAGCAGAUUCUGGGGCGAAGCUCUGGUGACCCCCAAGCACAGAAAUACAUUGCAGAAAGCAAAUGUUCGGUAGUUGAGAAGAAUGGGAAACUUCAAUAUGAGAUAGAUAAUAAGCUUAUUAACCCAGAAGAUGUGGCAAAGCUAAUUUUCAGUAAAAUGAAAGAAACUGCUCAGUCUGCAAUUGGUUCGGAUGUAAACGACGUUGUUAUCACUGUCCCGUUUGAUUUUGGAGAGAAUCAGAAAAAUGCCCUUGGGGAAGCAGCUGCAGCUGCUGGAUUUAAUGUUAUGAGAUUAAUCCACGAACCAUCUGCAGCUCUCCUGGCCUACGGAAUUGGCCAAGAUUCACCCACUGGGAAAAGCAAUGUGUUGGUCUAUAAGCUUGGUGGCACGUCGCUUUCUAUCACGGUGAUAGAAGUAAACAGCGGAAUAUACCGCGUGCUGGCUACUAACACAGACGACAGCAUUGGUGGAGUGUGCUUCACAGAAGCUCUAGCACAACACUUAGCAUCUGAGUUCCAGAGGUCUUGUAAGCACGAUAUUAGAGGAAAUCCCAGGGCUAUGAUGAAGCUAAUGAACAGCGCUGACGUUGCAAAGCACUCGUUAUCAACCUUGGGAAGUGCAAACUGUUUUGUAGAUUCACUGUAUGAUGGAUUGGAUUUUGAUUGUAAUGUGUCCAGGGCCAGGUUUGAACUUAUCUGUUCCUCGCUUUUUACUAAGUGUGUAGAAGCAAUUAAAAAGCUCUUGCAGCAAGUUGGAUUUACAGCUGAUGAUAUUAAUAAGGUAGUUCUGUGUGGUGGGUCUGCUCGAAUCCCAAAGCUACAGCAACUGAUCAAAGACAUUUUCCCAAACGUGGAACUCCUGAGUUCAAUUCCUCCCGAUGAAGUUAUUCCUAUUGGUGCAGCAAUAGAGGCAGGGAUUCUGCUAGGGAAAGAGAAUCCAUCAUUAGAAGAAGAUGCAUUCUUUAUUGAGUGUUCUGCCAAAGAUAUUCUUUAUAAGGGAGUAGACGAGUCAGGGGCUGACAAAUUCACAGUGCUAUUUCCAUCAGGGACACCGCUACCAGCUCGAAGGCAGCAUACCCUGCAUGCUCCUGGAAACACGUCUUCUGUGUGCCUUGAGCUGUAUGAGUCAUUAGGAAAAGGUCCUAUGAAUGAAGAAAACAAAUUUGCACAGAUUGUACUCCAGGAUUUAGAUAAAAAGGAGGAUGGCCUACAUGACAUAUUAACUGUUCUCACUAUGAAAAGGGAUGGAUCCUUACAUGUUACCUGCACAGAUCAAGAUACUGGAAAGUGUGAAGUCAUCACUGUUGAAGUGGCUUCAUAGCCUCAUUUGAAAGGCAACGUUAUCCUGAGUUGAUUUUGUCUCUCCUUGGCUUGUCCACCAAAGUGGUGACUCUGAGGUGUCUUUAAUGAUUCAUAGAGAAUUGUAAUAAACUGAAGUAAAACAUUAAUUAGCCACCAAGUCUGUUUGGAGUGGACGAUGUGGUGCAAAAUGUUAAUCUAAAUAGGAAGAAAACGGAGCAUUGGAUUUAUCAGCACCUUUUAAUAAAAAUUUCAAAGAGCAUAUCUCAGGUUUUUGGUUUAGCAACAACAUAUUAUGUAGUCUGAGGACUAAUCAGGUCCUGUACCCAUUCAAACAGUAUACCUGUGGCUUCAACCAGCAUAGCACUGAACCAGCCAGAGCUAGAUACGUGAAAAUCCACUCCCAAAUAACUGUACAAAUUAUACUUAACCUGCGUGGUUUCAAUAUUGCCCAAAACCAAGGAGGUGAUGCCCUUUUGAGCUGGCAUCUUGAGCAGGAUUUUUUUUUUUUUGUGGCGUUACUGUAAAAUGGUUUUGUGAUGUUACCUGAAAAACACGUGUAAGGGUUAUAUGUGCUUAUUUAUGUGUUUAUUAAUAAAUAAAAAUUUUUAUACAGAU